GAAAAGGGGAAAGACAAAGAGCAAGAGACAGACAAAGUGAAGGUGACAGAGAAACAGACAGAAAAAGUGGAAGAAAAAGGGGAGACAGAAAAGGGGAAAGACAAAGAGCAAGAGACAGACAAAGUGGAGUCGGUGCAGGUAAAAGAAUCACCAGAUAUAUUGGCAAAGACGGAUAAGGUGGACAAAACAGAGAAAGUGGAAAAAGUGGAGGUUAAAGAAACACUAGAAAGCAAAGUGGUGAAAACAGAGAAUGUGGAGAAAGUGGACAACAUUGAAGAAAAAACAAACAAAAACCCUGAGAAGCUUGAGAAAACAGAGAUGAAGAAUGGCAAAGAGCAGCACAUGGACAAAGUGGAAAAGACCCCCGAGCAACAUCCGACACACGACAAGCUCGAUACCAGUUAUGAGCUGGAAAAGAAGGCUGACAUAGAGACAAAGAUGACAGCAGAGAUGAAAGAAACUGAAAAAGAAACAGCAGACACAGACGAAGCAAAGAAGACGGAGAAAGAGGAUGAGGUGGAGAAGACAUCUGAGAAGCCAGGGAAAAAACAGACGCAGAAGAGUGAAAAGGAAGAGAAGCAGGAUAAAAUGCAGGCCAACAAAAAGGUUGUGGAGAAAAAGGAUGGCAAGAAGGAGAAUGCUGCAAAAGCAGACGAAGACAAGGCCAAAAAAUCUAAACCUGUAACUAACGGAAGCAGGGCCACUCCAAGCAGAGACCUGGCAAGUGCAGAGAAGAAGGCCAAGGCUAAUGCUGGGUCAAACAAACCAAGUGCUGUGUCCAAAAUGCGGCCGAGUUCCUCUUCUGCUGGUGGUUCAGUCACAGGCCUUACUAAGCGCCCCACACCCUCCACCACCACCUCCAUCUCAGACAAAAAAACAACCACAGCCAGGGCACCAUCCACAGCCGCUGCUGGUCCAAAGCGGUCCUCCACCAGUUCUAGCGGUCACCCUGCCUCCUCAAACACCAUCAUUACACGUGAUGUCAAACCCAAGACGACCACAGAGAAGUGCCCCCUUGUGCCAAAGGCCAGCACUGCCAUCUCAAAACAAGCAGGCUCCUCUGCUGCCACCAAAAAUGGAACCGCUAUCACAGCAGCCAGUAAAACUGCUACAUCAGUGCGUGCAAUGCCGUCUACCCGCACCACUAGUACCUCUGCAGCCAAAAGGCCUCUGGCCUCAAAGACAGACAGCAAACCAGGAGAGGAUAAGAAGCCUGCCGCUCUGAAGACUUUUACAGCCGACUCUACCAAGCCCAAGACCACCACCACCACCCGCAGCACUGCUUCUACCACUGCUGCCCUUCACACCCGCACCACAGCAGCCAAACUAGCCACACAGUCUUCCACCACUGGCACAGUACCAGAGAAGAAGCCCCCGGUGCCCCGUGCCUCCCGGGCCAUUUCCUCAACCACCACCACCACCACCACCUCCAGGGUGACAGCUCGCCCUGGCACAGCACCACCCCCCGACAUCCGUAAUGCCCGCUCUAAGAUUGGCUCAACAGACAACAUGAAGCACCAGCCUGGAGGAGGGAAGGUGUCAUCUGCAUCUAAGAGCAGGGCUGUCGCCUCCAAAGAAACGAGCCAGGGCAAAGUUCAGAUAGUCUCCAAAAAGGUGGACUUCAGCCACGUCACUUCACGCUUGGGCUCCAAGGACAAUAUGAAGCAUGUUCCUGGUGGAGGGAAUGUGCAGAUACUCAGCAAGAAGGUGGAUCUGAGUAAGGUGACGUCAAAGUGCGGCUCGAAGGACAACAUCAAGCACAAGCCUGGUGGUGGUGACGUGAAGAUUGAGUCCCACAAGGUGAGCUUUAGGGAAAAGGCUCAGUCCAAAGUGGGCUCCGUGGACAAUGUGAGCCAUUCACCUGGUGGAGGAAACAUCAAGGCUGAGGAGGCCCAGGAGACAACGGAGGGGAACGGGACUCCUUUGAGUGGCACCACAGCCUCAGCCCCAGGCUCCGAGCCAGGACUGGCAGAGGGCCCUGCUGCCCAGGAGAAUGGGCUGAAGCAGGGGGCUACCUGUGGUAGUGAAGGCCUCCAGGAGCCCCAAGCUCUGGACUCACUCAUCCCAGAGACAAAUUGAGUGUUUCGAGCUCAACUUCCUCUGGAACGCUCGCUUUCGCACGGACCACGGCGCUGACAUCAUCACCUGGCCAGCCACCCCCCCCAAGGACAUCAACAGUUCCCACCCACUCGGUUCCUUCUUUUCUCUACACCAGAACCAAAACCGGACUCCUCGUGGUGUCUCCCUCGUUGAAUCAUUGGCUUCUGCGAGCUGUGUCAGAUCCUCUGCCCCUUUGCAGCUCCCUUGACAUAUCUUGCCCCCAUCAAGCUCCGAAAACCCCAUUUAUCUUAAAUCUGUCGUUACAAAUGUUUUAAUCAUCCAACAGUUCUACCACUCUAGUAUCAAAACUUAAUGUUAUCAUGCUUCUUCUCUCACAUCUGAGCUCAUCAUCAUGCGCCGUCAUUGCCAUCCCUACCUUCCUAUUUUUGGCUGAAGUGACUGUAGACUAAGCUUGGGCCUUGGUAGGAAUCUGCGUGGAGGAAAAUGAGGGGCUUUUCUCACAUAUUUGGUUGUGUCUUCUCGAAGUUGGCUGACCUGGAAUCAAUUACAUGGAUCCUCUUUACCCACAGCCUGGUGGUGGACUCCAACCCUCACCUCCACACACCAAAUAACAGCAGCGUGCAAUUCAUAUGUCAACUGAGCAGCACAGAAAUCCUCUCGGACUCACCUAUGACUAUCAUACACAUAUCGUCUCUUUUCCUUGUGACCUUUGAGGCUGUUCCCAAUAACCACUUACUCUCUUCUUCAAUAACAUCAUGGUAAUUCAUUAUCCAUCUCAUCUGCUUCAUCGCUUCUUCUCUCCUUAAUAUCACUUACGAUAAACAAGCUGACAAAAAAAGCUAGACAACAAGUAGGCUGUUUGAAGCAUUUUAGGCUGUUUAAGUCUGUAUUCUCUGUGUUCGUGAUGAUGUGUUUGAGUGACAAAGAUGUUUUGCUUUCGUGUUCUGUUCAGAUCUUCUGUUUUUCUCGUUUUCUUUCUUUCUUCCUAGUUUCUAUAUUUUAAAACAAUGUUUUAUUUAUUUAUUGUAUUUGUCUUCCUGUACAAGCAAUUCAGUGGGUGGUCGUUUUUCCCAAUAGCACUCAGAUAACUCUUGGAAACACGCACAGAUUACCAAGACACACAGUGAAGGAAAUGAUAUUCAGAGGGAGGAAGAAAGUAAGAGCUGCCAAGGCUGAAAAUGGAUAUGUUUAUGACAAAAAGUGAAAGACAUGUUGAAAAGUGUUUGAAAGGCAAUAGAGGGAGUUUGCUAAACUAGAGAAGCUGAGCCUGCAGUCCAGAGGGAGAUGAGGAAGAUGUCUAAAUGUCGCAGAUAGCAAACGUCUCUGAAGUCAAAGGAGCUGUGUGCCUCCUGUCCUUCUUACCUGAAUAUUGCAAUAAAUGAGGACGAUGCAGGCUCAAGCCAAAAACUGCUCAGAGUAAGAAAAUAUCAUAGUUAACUGAAUGGACAUAUAACAUUGCUGUGAGGGUUAUGGUAGCAUGUUGUUGGGCAGUUGAGAAAGGUUCGACUGAAUACAAAAACAUAGUUAACAUGUGUAGGGCACUUUCUUGUUGAAGUAAUGGCAGUGGAACAUGAUGUGGCUUUAUCUUCUUUUGUAACAAUGUAUUCAAUUAUUGCCUUUAUAAUGCAUUGGCAGAUCAUUUUAUAUCAUGCCCAGGGCUGAAAGCCUAUGUGCAGUAUGACUCAAAGUGUUGUAGUUUUACCAUAUGUGUAUCUCUGGGGCAAUCCUACAAAGUUGAUAUGUUGUUACCGUAAAACAUCAAUUAUUAGGCCGAUCUUUUAUUUGCUUUAAUCACUGGACUCACCCUACCUCUAUUUGGGACCGGCCUUUAAUUCCUUUCUCACAAAACUCUUGCUCAGCAAAGAUGGGAAAUAGGCUAAUAUCAAGUUCUUUAUUUAAACCAGUAUGACUAUUAUUUACUUAAUAAAAAUCAGGCUAUCGAAUAACAUCAAUUACGAAUCAUUAAUUUGAUCUAGCUCAGAGAGACAGCGCAUCUAGACCAACCUCAUGCACAGACAGCAGAGAGAGAUGCCAUUAUCAGAAUACCGCUAGCCUACCUUGAAAUCCGAAGGUUACCAUAGUUAUUUCAACUUGGAUACAUUUUUAUGAAAAACACAAGCAGCCAUACAAGACUUUGCCUAAGUAAAACACAAUUCUAAAUAAAGUGUUUUAACCUAAUCAGAAAUUAGUUAAUCAGAUAAUAAUAGGUAAAGAAGAUCAUGAAUCUCACCAAACAUUUGAUCCCAACCGUUGUUUUAACUUGUCGACGCUAUGGACACAUUUCGGUUGAUCCCAAUAAAGUUCAGUCACCAGCGCAAAUGAUAGCAUACAGUAUAUACGACUUCCAGUUUUGAUUGUGUUUGCGUUACACUUUUGUUUAAUUUUAGUAAAGAUUGCCAAUAAAGAAAAUUCAACAAAAAUCAAGCAUGAUUAUGGCACAUACCUUGGCAGAUUUUGUUGAUUUUCAGGUCUUCAUUUUUAAAUUUAAAGCCCAAAGCUCCAUUGACUGCUCCGACAUCAAACUACAAAAACACUCCUGAGUUUUUCUAUUCAAAUUGUAAUAGUAAUCAUUUGUAAAGAAGCCUUGACAGAACUAAAUUGCACCUUAUUGCUUUAAUAUAUCAAAGAGGGCUCACCGUGAUGGAGUGGUUGUAUUUAAUUAACCAUCACCCGUCUCUGAACAAGUGAUCAUAAAUGACUUAAUUAUGAAUGACCUUUUGCAUGAUGACAUGAAUAGAGCAAUAAACUUAAUUACAGUGGCCUCAUUUUUCCUCUACUUUUCAAUCAUAAAACGCAGUUCAACUCAGAAUUUGUAAUUAUUUUGCUUUACAGUGGAAACCCUUCAUAAAAUCUUAAAUUUUUUUUCUUUUUUUUUAAUUAAGGCUUUUACAAAUUGUCAAUUUUUUGGACAAAAACGGGCAAUAUUAAUUAAUGUCUUCUAAAAGUGGGAAUGUUCCAAAUGCAGAUGUUUGAAUGCUUGUUUGCCAGUUGAGCAUUGAGUGACGGAAUCAAAUAGGUCACUUGCUUUGUUUGUGCCACGGCUGCUGCCUAGUUAAAUUUGUCCUGGUGCCUAUCCACAACCAGGUUUUAGCUUUGCUUUUACCCCAGAGUUUUUACUUACCAUUACCUAUGAAAUUGCACACGGAUGUAUAUAGAUAUUUUGUUGUUGAUGCACUCUUUUUGGCCCUAAAAAAAGACAGUAUAGCAUCAGGGGGGUUUGGUGGGUGGGGGGGUUUAUGGAUUGUUCAAAACCGUUUUUAUGUCCAUGUACCUUCAUGGUUCUAAGGGGAGAAAGUGUUUUAUCAUGACUAUUAUUCUGAUUAUUAGUCUGACAAAUUGAAAAGGUCUGCCUUUUUCAUUAGAAAGGGGCCACUGAAGUGAAAGAAAAUCUUAUGAGAUAUAUUGUACUAAAGAGGCAACACUUUUGUAUAUGUAUUUAUCGUUGUGUUCCUGUAGCCUCACGGUGGGUCUGCUUACCUGAUUAAAGGGAUUAUACUUUUGAUUUGUGACCAGCCAGUUUCACAAACUGUGUCCAAGGGUGUGCACAACAAGAUCUGAACCCAAUACAACACUUAUAGUCAAGCUGCUGUUAGUGCUUAAGUAAAAUUUACUUAGAUAGAUUUUAUUUAAGCACUCUAACAGCAGCUUUAUUAAGAAAUGUCGAUCUGGCAACAUAGAGCUUGAUUUUUUAUAUUUUAUUUUGUAGUGCACAAUAAUGCUUACACACAGUUCAUGCCGCAAGUAGUCUAUAGAUGAAGAAUGUUCUGACUAGCUGGUAAACUUAUCGUUCAGGACACAGUGACCUCUGCAGGUUUACAUGAUUAAAGAACAAAGCUGAAUGGGACUAAAGCUAAUGCACUUGAAUCACGACAAUUUACAUCACAGUGGGCACAGGGAAUUUCUUGUCCAAGCAAGCACUAAGUGUAAAGGUCAAUGUAUCGGCCUAUGAAUUUGUUUACUGCAUAUCAAAAUAUUGGCUGCUACCUAUGGCACUCAAAAAACAGCAGUCCUGAAAAAAUCACAUAUCCCUAACAUAUCUUUGUCUAGGUUAAGAAGGUUAAGUUUAGUUUUGAGGUUUGUGUAAUAAAUGCUCAUCAGUAAUAUAUCCAAGGAACAUUGUAGAGCUUCAUCUACAGCCAUGGCAUGCAUACCAGACAUACAAGAGCGACACUAGCUAAUAAACACAUACUGUACCUGCAAAGCAUGAUGAAAAACAAUGAGGUGUGUUAACUGGGCGACUUAUAUAGUUUAAAGAACCUCCUUGUUUUUUUGUUAUUUUAUCUUUUCCAUUCAUUUGAAUUUUAUUUUUUGGUUUGAAAAUAAAGUGUUAAUUGUGAUUACUUGUUAAUUAGUGAUGUGAUUGUUGAACAUGAAAUAAAAUGGACUAAAAUUCU
This is a messenger RNA of Micropterus dolomieu (smallmouth bass), 6455 nucleotides long. Its product is annotated as microtubule-associated protein 4-like. Gene Ontology annotation, cellular component: neuron projection. The record is from RefSeq and is a predicted model, not a curated record. Gene Ontology annotation, biological process: neuron projection development; microtubule cytoskeleton organization. Bases 319 to 2079 code for a protein of 586 amino acids. Gene Ontology annotation, molecular function: microtubule binding. The transcript is spliced from 11 exons. NCBI's taxonomy places the organism in Eukaryota, Metazoa, Chordata, Actinopteri, Centrarchiformes, Centrarchidae.